CCGACGUCUAUAUUAUAUAACGUACUACGUUUUAAUCAAUGAAAGAUCGCUUCUUUCACCCGCCGGCCCUUCUCGACCCCACUUAUUUCAUCGGAUUCAUUUUGGAAUUCGCUGUGCGACCACCAUGAAGACUAUUGUUCUUGCCGCCGCCGUCGCCAUUGUGCAUGCGGCGUUCAACGGCGAUGAAACUGUUGCGUCCUUGAGGGAUGUUGCCGCCUUCGUGCAGUACAUGGCCGACUACGACAAGGACUACCGACACCAUGGCGACGAUCAUCCGUUAGUGAUGAAGCGUUUCAAGGCCUUCCAAACCAACUUGCGCCGCAUCGAAGAACACAACCGAGGAUACGAUUCUGGCGAGCACACAUUUGCCUUGGGACUUAACCACUUGGCGGAUUUGACGGACGACGAAUACAAGCGCAUGCUGGGCUUCAAACGCUCGGGCGCGCCCAGCCUGGCGACGUCAACGUACCGCAACCAGAACGAUAACGUGCCAGACGCGUGGGACUGGCGCAAGCACAACGUGGUGACCCCCGUGAAGAACCAAGGCCAAUGUGGGUCGUGCUGGGCGUUCUCUGCAGUGGCUUCGUUCGAAAGCGCAUAUGCCUUGUCGACCGGCACCCUUGAGUCGUUUUCCGAGCAAGAACUCGUAGACUGCGUGGACGGCGGGGCGGACGACUGCAGCCACGGUGGCGAAAUGGCGCAUGGGUUCGUUGAAAUCAUCGAGAACCAUGGCGGCAAGCUCGAAAAGGAAGCAGACUACCCGUACACUGCGCAAUCCCACGGCAAGUGUUUGGCCAAGGACGACAAAGCGAUCGGCCACUUCACGUCGUACGUGAACGUGACGUCGGGCGACGAAGACGCGCUCAAGGGGGCGAUUGCCAACCACGCCGUGGCGUCCGUCGCCAUCGACGCGUCAAGCUUUUUGUUUCAGCUGUAUCGCCAUGGGGUGUUUUCGUGGUCGUUGUGCAAGAACGGGUACAACGAGCUGGACCAUGGCGUGUCGGCCGUCGGGUACGGCAACUACAAGGGCAAGGACUUUUGGCUGGUCAAGAACUCGUGGGGCACGGGAUGGGGCCUCGACGGGUACAUCCUCAUGAGCCGGAACAAGGACAACCAGUGCGGCAUCGCAACGGACGCGUCCUUUGUCGUCAUGCCCAAGUCGGCCAACCACUCCAAGAUCCAAGACGCCUCUAAGUUUGACAUCCUGCAAGAUUUGCCGUGGAACUAAUUCAUAAAUGUCUUUUGACAUCCCCCAUCGAGUAAGCAUGCUCUUGCUGCCGCCAGGGUGGUUGUAUGUGUACUCCAUCCAUACUACUAGUAGAUACUACUACUAUUAAUAGUACUCCAUACUAUUGUAGGGGCCUUUUGGGAAGAUGGUCAUUGUAACUUCUUUAUUACUGAAGCAAUUUCAACGCCUCUUUCGAAUAAUAUUUCUUCAGACUACACUUGAAAUGUGUUGCAUU
This is a messenger RNA of Aphanomyces astaci, 1463 nucleotides long. RefSeq lists its product as hypothetical. The coding region runs from base 125 to 1228 and encodes 367 amino acids. Lineage: Eukaryota; Oomycota; Saprolegniomycetes; Saprolegniales; Verrucalvaceae. The record is from RefSeq and is a predicted model, not a curated record. The transcript is spliced from 2 exons. Gene Ontology annotation, cellular component: lysosome. Gene Ontology annotation, molecular function: cysteine-type endopeptidase activity.